Brassica oleracea var. oleracea is the source of this 543-nucleotide messenger RNA. RefSeq lists its product as uncharacterized. Bases 1 to 543 code for a protein of 180 amino acids. The transcript has a single exon. The record is from RefSeq and is a predicted model, not a curated record. Lineage: Eukaryota; Viridiplantae; Streptophyta; Magnoliopsida; Brassicales; Brassicaceae.
AUGGCCUUAGGUGCUAGAAAUAAGGCAGUGUUUGUUGAUGGAACAUAUCCUGAGGUAGAUAGGAAUCAUCCCGAUUAUGGAUCUUGGUCACGCUGUAACAACAUUGUGUGUACUUGGUUGGUUAAUUCUGUUGAUAAACCAAUUGCUCGGAGCAUCAUGUAUCUUGAUACGGCGCGUCAGAUGUGGCUAGAUAUUCAUGAUCAGUUCAAGCAAAGCGAUGGUCCUCGUACUGCUGAUAUCAAGCAACAGAUCUUUGCUGAGGUGCAGGGAACCCAUAGUAUCAGUGAUUACUAUACGAAACUCAAGCAGCUUUGGGAGGAACUGAAGAUUCAUGACAGUCCGUAUACAUGUUGCUGUGGUAAUCCGGAGUGUGCUAGCAAACACAUUGCUCAGCGUGAUGAACAAGAUAAAGUUUUGAAGUUCCUCAUGGGUCUCAAUGAUUCCUUCACUGCUACUCGUGGACAGAUCUUGAUGAUGGAGCCUAAACCUUCUCUCACAAAGGUUUUAAUAUUUGCUCUCAAGAAGAACGUCAGAGAUCGAUGA